Messenger RNA from Athene cunicularia (burrowing owl), 8588 nucleotides. Its product is annotated as zinc finger protein 883-like. Gene Ontology annotation, molecular function: DNA-binding transcription repressor activity, RNA polymerase II-specific. The record is from RefSeq and is a predicted model, not a curated record. The transcript has 3 exons. Gene Ontology annotation, biological process: negative regulation of transcription by RNA polymerase II. The coding region runs from base 6361 to 7779 and encodes 472 amino acids. Lineage: Eukaryota; Metazoa; Chordata; Aves; Strigiformes; Strigidae.
GGUGGGGAUCACAGCUACUUCUUUGUCAGGGAUGGAGUGGACUGGCUGGGCGGUUGUGGGAGACAUAGGAAAAGGCGACUGGGGACUGAAGAUGUCAGACAACAUGGCAUCACUGUUCAUGGUCAUGUCGUUGAAGGCUUGUGUGCUCCCCAGCUCGGCUUUGGUCUCUCCUGGGCAUGCAGUCCUCUGUGGAGGAGAAAACACAUCUCUGUAGAGGCAGUAGGAUUCAGGAGCAGGCACCUAGCCACCCCCCUGUUCUGUGGGGCUAGCACUCACUGUACAAUUCCGUCUUUCCCACUCCCUACAAAGAUGAGCCCAAGAAAGGAAAGAAACCUUCUCAUUUCCUUAUCAAGUCUCCCCAUAAGUCUCUUCUUGUGAAUCCCAGUUGGUUUUCCUUCUCUUCUAGCCUGCAUGAACCACCCUUUCUCCUGGGGUAACCUAGGUUGUCUCAACUUGGUUAUGAAUGAGAGCUGGAGAUAAGGGCUGAGGUGGUCCUCAAAGGUUCUUUUUCUUCAGGAAUACCUUCUGCAAAGUCCCCUUUUUGAGAAGUGGCUGCAGGUGCCAUCUGUGUAAGGUAGUCAGCUUGGUGCGAGUGUCACUGGAAGGUGGGAUGCCCAUGGCUUUCUUCUAUCUUCCCUAUCUUUUAGCCUCCUGUUUUCCCACUUCCUCAUUUUCAAGGCUCUCCCUUUUCCCUGGUCAUUGCCCAGAGCACAACAUGAUCUUCAGGAAACAGCUAAAUAACUCACCUUAAUGAAAUACUUUUUCCUAGUACAACGAUAAAAAGAAAAGGUGCAGAAGUCGGGGAAGAAAGGAGUUCCUGGCAGUUCAGAGCAUAUGGGCCCUAGAAAGAGUCAAAUAAAGACACAGACUCAGUGUUAAACUCCAGUGCUGGGGUCCCACCAGCCCUCAGCAAUAACCUCACUGUCUAAUGACAUCCCUUCAUAAAACCCCCAUGCCAUUUGGGUGCCUCCCUGAAGCUUGGUGAGAAACUCCACCACUUCUUGGUCAUCUCCAUGACCCAAGGUGUGAAAGGAGGCUGGUCCCAGGGACAUGUUUGGAUGCAAUCAAGUGUGAGAGAGGAUGCUCACGAGAAGAUGUCUUCUCACCACAGGGUCUCUCCCCACUCCUCUCCCCCACCAGCUCACAAGUCUCUGUCCCCUCCCAGUGAUCAGGUCUGGUGCUGGCUCUACAGGACCCCCAUCCAUCUGCCUGCCCUGGGGAGUCACAGUUGGCUUUACCCUCAGGGAUGACUCCAUGGUUUUCGUACUUGUCCAGCAUCUGGACCAGGGGGUUCUGGCAGCCGUACAGUGCACGAAGGAGGCAGGCAGUGCUGGCAUGACGGGCAGCCCGGAGGGACCUGAAGAACUGGCGGUACUCCUGGUCAGAGAGUGGUGUUCCUGGCUGCUGCACUUUCAUUCCCCAGGGGCCAGCUGUGCAGCCCCAACCCAAGAGCACUGGUGAAAAAUAAAAUGCAGGGAGUCAGAGGGAGAAAGGAAUGCUAACCUUGCCACACUCAGAAGAGCCAGAAGGCUGAACCCAGAUCUCUGUUGCCUUCUCUGGGUGCACAUGGGAAAUGCAGGCUCAAGAUGCAGGGUCUAGACCUGGGGAAAACCUGCUCUGCCCAUAUUGAAAGGGGUGUAGUAUUUUGGGGACAGUACAUGGCUGAGGGACCUUCACCAAAGCUCUGAAUAUUCAAAUCUUGAAAUGAGAGAAAUGUCUUGGAAGUCAAUGAUGAUAUUGGGAAUGUAGCCCUGCUGUUGGGGCUGGAGCAAGGAAACUGUUUCCUUUCGAGAUUUUAGCCUCUGCAAAUUCUCUUCCUCUGGCUAAGUGAGUCCAGAGCACUUGAGUUAAUGGAGCAUGCCCCAGUGGACGCAUGUAUGCCCUUAUGAUGGGCCAAAUGUUCACUGAACCCUUAUGCAGAACUUAAAGCCGAUUCUUCCCUGUAAAGAACAUUAUGAAAGCUUGUGAAAUCAAACCUUUGGAGGUUAGAUGUGUCCAAGUAAAAGCUUCAUGUGCAAUCUUAAUUUCAUCUCCUCUUGCAUGUGCUUUUUAUACAUUCUUGAAGUACACACCAGCCUACUCUUUUCUAAAAACUUGGCAGCUCCUUCAGUGUAGAGACUGGACCUGCUCUGUCAGGGAAUCAGUUUCCCAGGUUAGGCACUUACUAUAUUCAGGACAUCUGCCUCAUUUCCCACAGCUUGGGAGGUGUAUGGAAGAAUGAGUCAGGAAGAUGUUGGAAGGGCAAGGGUAGUUACGUUGGUACUCUUCCAAGAAGUAGGUUUUAUUCCUGACUGCACUAGAGGCUCCUGCGUGAUGCUAGGCAAGUACCAGGUUUCUUAGCAUGUUAUUAAUGGCAUUUUCCUUACCUUGUGGGCUGCCAUUUAUAGGAAGGCUGAGCUUUCUUUCAGUUUUGGAGUCUGCAUGUGGUGUAUUUAGCUACAUUAGCAUAUCUACUCUGAGAAAACAGAGCUGAGAUAUCUCAAACCGAGAUUCUAAAAGUAGUGGAUGAUUUGAGUUUAAUCCCUAUUUGCCCUCAUUUUGCUAUUUGCAAAAUCACCAUAAACCAAUUAAUAGCUGUGAAGUUCUAAAACAUGGGAGUAUGUAAAAAGAUCCUGAGGAAGUGAGUCAUUCUGUCUAUAGCAGAGUUCAAAUGGGAUCAGUAAAUAAAUCAGAGUCAAACCCUGAACAAUAAGGGUGACAUAACAUACUGAAUAGCUGCUGAUUAGAAAGGCAGUGUCCAUCCAGGGACUAAAGAAGCCAAGACCAUGUGAAAACAGUGAAGCCAGGUAAUUAAAGAGCUGGGUUACUACAUGGGGAACAAAUCUAAGGUUGCAAAAUGACUGUGAUUCAGGCAUGCUCCAAGCUUGACUUUGCAACCUCUGUAAGUCUCUUAACCUAUGACGUCUUUGGUUUUCUUUUCGUCAAAACAAAAACUUCCGCAUGGCCUAUAUCUCAUUAACAUCUAUGCCAUCUUAUUAACACCUAUGUGUUAAGGUUACGUGUAGUGUUCCCCCCAAGAGGACAGCAAGGGUUAUCAUGCACUUGGUGGGGCAGUAGGAAAGGAAGGCACCACACUUUGCCAGGUGAUUGGGGCAGGGUUGCAGAAAGCAGGGGAAUGAGGAGACUGGGGGAUACAGAGCACCUCCACGGUCUCCUGCUAGGAUGUGGCCAGAGCAGCCUGGCCUUUCUACCCAUUUCUUCCAGCUAUAUACCUUUCUGUUUGUCUUUAAGCAAGGUUCUCUCUCAGGCCUCUUUCUCCUCCCUCCCCUGUCACUUCAUCUGGCCAGCUUUUCCCUCCAGAUCUCUGCCUUUGCAUUUGUGUCUGUUUUACGCACCCAGCUGACCCUGUUAUUGCAUCACCAGUCUCCACCUCUACUCCAGCCUCUGCCCACUGCAUCCAGCUCCAAGUCCUCCUCCCUCGCUCCUAGGUCACUCUCUGGCCUGCCUUGAUAAAUAAAAUACCAGCUUCAAUGGGUGAAGACUGGCAAAAUUUUAAGCACAUGAAAUCUUUGCACCUGAGGCAUUCGAGGGUGCUCCCAUCUCUUUCUCUCACCUCCAGAUUGCCAAAGCUGGAGAGUGAUCGGGAGAGGUGAAGAGCAGCUGGGUCGGCUGCCCUUUCUCAUAACCUGGCUUGAAGGAGAGACAUUUACUACUCACCAAACAAAACCAGACAAGCCCAUGUGGCCAACAUCACACCGUGAGUGGUGUCCGUAACAGUCUGGGGUCCCCUAUGCUGCCUGAGGUGUCACCUCUGCUGCUUUGCCUGCCUGCCUGCGUUCUCUUCCUGCCCCUCUGGGUUCUCCCAGGAGAGCUGGGGAGGUGUCAUGGGUGGUGGUGUCAUAGAAGACGCCUCUGUUCCCACUGUUCCUUCCACUGCUGCCCCUGCUUCCUCCUGACCACGCCUGCCCCCCCACCGGGCCUGUGUGCUGCCCAGUGCUGGAUUUGUGUUGGGGAAGGCAGUGGCAGCUGCUUGCCUGAGGCAGAGUUUGGGCACAGGCUACCUCCUGUGGCAGUGGGGUCUGAUGUCUUUGCUGUGCCACUGGGUUCAAACUCAGAGAAGGUCCCCGUGGAAGAUGUUUGGUUUCCCUGGGUUGACAUCCAUGGGAACUUUAUUCUCCCCACGUCCCCCGUCUCCUGGAGACUCGUGGUCUCAGUGGUGGCUCGCCUGCUCCUGGCCAGCCUCAUCCUUCAUGGGGAAGCCUCUUUGGGGCUGCUAUCUAUCUGUCAUCACAGGAGCUCAGUCUCUCUCAUUGCUCAUUUUGCCUGGUAAGGAGUAGGUUACCUUAUCAGCCAGGACACUGCUUGUAGACUUGGCUUUGUCCAAACAUGGUUGCUCUGGAGACUAGCACCUUGUCCUGGGUUUGGUGCUCAGUGGUGUUUCGGGUUUCCCAUCUUGUUUAAAGACAGAUCUUUCCUACCGACCACACAACAUGCUUUUCUGCCAUAUCCCACAACCUACCUGGCUCUGCACAGCAUCAGCUGUCUUCCUGCAUCUGCAUUCUACCUUCUGUAGGUGCUUGUCCACCAUUUUAGGGUGCAUGUUGACGAUGCGCUCGCAGCAGCUCUCGAACGACAGUAGGAAGGGACUGAGCCAGAAGGACGUUUCUUUUCUCCUAAAAUCAGAAGGAUGGUUCAGCAGGGUCAGGCUUACCCACAGAGUGGCGCUGUGGAUGGAGAUUGUAUGGGGAGGGAGACCUUGGCUUCCUUGCCUUUUACUAGGAUCAGAGCCUGUAGCUGCUGCCUGCUGCCAGGAGGAAUGGAAACACCCUCUCCCCAAGGGGUGAUCCCACCAAAUCCACUGUGGAAGAGGCGGUGUGGAGCAGGAAGGAUGUGACUCCAGGCUGAGGCAGAGCCAACAAAAUGUCAGAUCUCCAUUUUAUCAGGGGCCUCCUUUUUUUGUGGUGGUGUUAUGCAGGUGAGGAAAUCUUCCCUCUGUCCUCAGGAGGGCCUGGCAACUGUCACAGUACCGUCCUCGGGUACACCACUGAGCAGCCAGUUUGUUUGUUUCUCAUUUUGAAAUGAAAAGAUGCUGGUUUACAUUUCUUACGAACACCCAGUCAUGAGCAAUUUUACACUUGUUCCUAGUGGCACGGUGGGAAUCUACGUGACCAAAAUGGUGCAACACCAUUGCAGAGCUGGCAUUCAUUCACAUGUGCAGUUUUAAAGCAUUUUCUUUCUGUAACCUGUACAUUUCUAGGAUGUUACUGAGCCCUCAGCAUCUUAAAAUGCCUCUGUACAAAUACCACUGCACAAAUGUAGUGCUAAAUGGGUGACCUAAUUUUCUAUCCCACAAACCCCACUCCUGCACAGCAUACUUCUGCUCUGAAAAGAGAUCCUUGAAAAGUGGGAUUGUAUAUUGGCUGACUAAAUCAUCUCGGUGUUCAUGCAUAAACAGGUGUGUGUUUGUUUUUUUCUGCUCACUGCCAGCCCUGUAAACCCCAUCUGGAACAAGGCAGCCAAAUUGCCAUUUUUCUGGAGCACAGGACAGAAAAUUCUGCCUUCGGACUGCUCCUGUCAGUAAUGUGUGAGCAGACCAAAAUCUCUCACCCAGACCUGCGUGUGCCUGGCUGAGCCACUGAGAGCAACCAAGCAAAAUACUCCUUUGGUAAAGGCAAUAAAUGGGACGCCAGACAGACACAGAAAGCAGCUCAGUUGUGAAGGUGGCUUUUUUCUUCCAUCUGCAGAACAGAACUGCAUUAACUAUAUUAUGUUCUUAUUUAGUUCACUAGGAAGAAAGAUGAUGGAGAGAAAAUGGUCUGAGGAAUCAGUAUUAUUCUUACACAAAACCCAGUAGAAGGCAUUUUGGUCUGGAAGUGCAGCAGGAGGAACAUCCAGACACUUGUGAGAAGUCAGCAAACUGGCAGGCAGCUCUCUGCUGAUAGGUAGUCAAACCUGUCUUCACUACAUGAGCUGGCCCUGGUUACUGGACCCAAACAGCAGUGUCACGGUGUGUGUGGCAGAACAGACAGUGACCCUGACUCAUGUUUCUGGGUGUCAUUUUCCUCUAGUCUAGGUUGCUUUCAUCUGCUAAAUACUUAUUCUUGUGUAAUCUCAUUCUACUGCACGGCUACACAUCUGUUUUCUUUCCUUUAAUCAGGAUCUGCAGUCCCUAACUUGGCUUUAACCUCCUGGAUGGAGUGAAGAGAAACAGCUUUGUGGCCAGAAGCAGCUAAACACCAAGACAGUAGAGAGAUUGCUCACAAGAUCACCUGAAUCAAAACCUGAGGGGUUUAUCCUGCUGCAUUCACCUCAUAUUCUGACAUCCCACACAUAAGAGGAUGAUGUCAACUGUGUAAACAGUGCCAUCCAGCUAAUCGGCUUACCUCACACUCCAGCAUCCAUUUCCAAAGUGACAGGACCAUGGACAACACACAAAAGGGCAAGCUUCAUCAGGAGAGUCCUGUGAGAGCUGAACUGCAUCUAUUCCCCUCCAGAAAGCUCACAGGAGAUACCUUCCAGGAUGCUGAUCAAAGACAGGACUGCAAGCAGGAGCUGGAGGCAGAAAGUGAGGUGGAGACUUUUGGAAAGAGAUGGGGAAUGGUAACUCCCUGUGGGAUGGAAGUCUGGGAACGUGAGGACAGUGGUAGAGCCCACAUCAGCAAAGUUAUCCUUGUUGGAGACAAGCCAGACCCACCCAUGUGUGGGAAUGGUGCCAUUUGGAUUCAGCAGGUGGGAGAGAAAACCUACGAGUGUCCCGAGUGUGGGAAGAGCUUCAGCCGGAGCUCAUACCUGAGCCAGCACCAGAGGAUCCACCUGUCAGAGAAACCCUUCAGCUGCUCUGAAUGUGGGAAGAGCUUCACCCGCAACUCAGACCUUAUCAAACACCAGCGGAUCCACACGGGCGAGAAGCCCUACCAGUGCAAUGAGUGCAAGAAGACCUUCAGCCAGAGAUCCAAUGUGAUCAGGCACCAGCGGACCCACACGGGAGAGAGACACUACCAGUGCAACGAAUGCGGGAAGAGCUUCAGCCAGAACUCGCAUCUCAUUGUCCACCAGAGAAGCCACAAGGGUGAGAAACCCUUUAAUUGUCCGCGGUGUGAGAAGAGCUUCAGCGAUCGCUCUUCCCUGAUCAUACACCGCAGAGUCCACACGGGAGAGAAGCCUCACAAGUGCCAGGAGUGUGGGAAGCGUUUCCGGGACAGCUCAGCCAUCAUUAGGCAUCAGAGGAUCCACACGGGAGAGAAACCAUACGAGUGCACCGAAUGUGGGAAAACCUUCCGGCAGAGCUCCUCGCUGGUGACCCAUAUGCGAACACACACAGGCGAGAAGCCCUACAAGUGCCCUGUGUGCGGAAAGGGCUUUAGCCAGAGCUCGGCGCUCACCACGCAUCGCCGCAUCCACGGGGGAAAGGCCUUGCCCAUGUACCACGGUGGCCUCCUGACCAACCCCUACCAGUGUGCUGAGUGUGGCCGGAGGUGCAGCGACCGCUCCACUCUGGCCAAGCACCAGACCACGCAUGCCGAGGAACGGCCCUACAUCUGCGUGGAGUGCGGGGACAGCUUCCGGCGGAGCUCGGCUCUCAAUGUGCACCUGAGGAUCCACCGCGGGGAGAGACCCUACAAGUGCGAGGAGUGCGGAAAAACAUUCAGGCACAGCUCAGCCCUUGGUGCCCACCUGAGGAUCCAUGCAGGAGCCAAGCCCUAUGAGUGCGGUGAGUGUGGGAAAAGCUUCCGGAAAAGCUCAACGCUUAAAGUGCAUUUGAAAAUCCACGCAGCCAAGAAACCUUACAAAUGUACGAUGGGUAGGAGAACAUUCACUUCCCGCUCACUUCUGCCGUAGGGCUGGAGCGGAUGAUUGGAACAGGAAACAAAAGCAGUGUUUGAGGUACCUGAAAAGGGUGGGUGAUGAGAACCAUGGUGGGAAGAGACUGACUGGAGACAUGGUAGCUCUGGUGUCAGGACUGGGGGCUUAACCUCAGCAGCACAAAAACCAUUAGGAGGUCUGGAAGCAGGGAGUUAGUCCUAAGAACCGAGCACCGGUGGUUUAGGAAGAGUGCUGAGAGCCUAGGGACCAGACACCAGCUUCUGGGUACAUCAGGGACUGUGAAUAUGCGGUAGAAUAACAACUGGCAGAAUCAGGCUUGUAACAUAACUUUACAACUAAAGCAAAGAUCAAAAAAAGUUCCAGGUUGGUUCCGACUCAAAACUUUGGCUUGUUAGACACUUAGUAGUCUUAGGAACUCUCUUUUUAUUACUUUUCCUGCUUUUUGAUGAAUGUAGUAAGUUUACACUUUGACAAGGCACUUCCAAUCUUUUGAGUCUAAGACUUUGGAGCUGAACUUCAAUCUAUUUGUCUUUUCUUCCUUUUUUUUUCCAAAUCUUACAUGAGACAAUGACUUCUUACCUCUUCAUGCAAAGCCUGAGUGACACAAUAGCUGAGUAACGCAAAACUCUUGCGGCUGUUCCCAGAAAACAUAGAUGUGCAAGUAUUUCCAGUUGGAACACUGCCCAUUACUGGUCUGUGGCAGCUUCUUCCAAAUUUGUCCUUGCUGGUUUGAAGCACCUUCCAAUUUGGGACAUCAACAAAACAUGGGCAAAAAUGUGGCCUUACCUUAUUUAACCAAAAAAAUACUUCCCCCCCCCCCCCCC